AUGGAUAAUAACACAUGUGCAAAUCCUCUACUCCUGGAGUGGAUAAAGGAGUGGCUGGACCAAGCUCGGGAGCGGAAUAGCAAAGGUGUCACAGUGUACAAAAAGGCCUAUGAGUCUAUGAAGGCAUGCCCAUUGACUUUCCAGCAUCCAUCCGAAGCACAGCAACUAAAUGGACUUGGCCCUAAGCUUUGUGACCGGCUGACAGAGAAACUAAAAGCUUACUGUGAGGAGAAUGGGCUUCCAAUGCCGGAGCCGCCACGCCCGGCCCAAGAAAACAAGAGAUCGUGCGAUGAUGGUACACUCGGAAACGAACCUUCAAAGAAGCCCCGGAAGGCAAAACCAUAUGUGCCAGCGUUGAGGUCCGGGCCUUACGCGUUACUUCUAGGUCUCGCGACGUUGGAUGAAAACUUAUCCUCGAGUAUGACCAAAGCGCAACUGAUCGAAGUGGCCCAACCCUAUUGCGAUACAUCGUUCACUGCUCCCAGCGACCCUACUAAGGCAUAUACCGCGUGGAAUUCAAUGAAAACCCUUAUCCAGAAAGAUCUAGUUUACGAGCGUGGCAGACCAGUGCGGAAAUACGCUCUCACCGAAGAGGGCUGGGAGGUUGCCAAAAGAAUAAAGAAAACUUUACCGGGUACAUCCCAAACAGUCUUGUCUUUUGGUAAUCCAUCGUCGAAGACGUCCACAGAGCACAGGAGUAAUUCUGUGGGUAUCACCGGUGGCGAUUGCGCAAAUUAUUCUCUUCCACAUCGAUUUGGAGACAUGCAAGGCAGGGGCGGAUCUCCAGCUAUCAUCGCCGGUUUUCAGGGGCAAGAGAACUCCCGCGGUGAUUCUUCUGCGGAUGAAACAGUAGACCCCAUCAUCCUUCCACCAAACACCUUCACGGUCCAGCUGGUUCUGGAUACUCGUGAAGUCCGUACCCCGAAAGACAGAGACUACAUCGCGAACGAGUUAGUAAAAAAGGGCAUUACACCUCAUGUCCGCGCUCUUGAACUUGGUGAUGCCAUGUGGGUCGCCAAAUUCCAUGAUCCGACCUUCCUCUCGCGCUACGGCGAGGAGGGUGAUGAGGUGAUGCUGGAUUGGAUCGUUGAACGGAAACGACUCGAUGACCUUGUUGGCUCCAUCAAAGACGGCCGGUUCCACGAACAGAAGUUCCGCCUUCGUCGCUCAGGCAUAAAGAACAUUGUCUACCUGAUCGAGGAAUUCAACAUCACUCACGAUUCUCACAGUGCCAAUGCACUGAAAUACCAAGAGAUGGUCGCGUCGGCCAUCGCUUCGACGCAGGUCGUCAAUGGAUAUUUCGUGAAGAAGACGCUCAAUCUCGACGACAGCAUUCGGUAUCUUGCGAGGAUGACGCUUCUUCUACGAGAAAAGUAUGAAUCGCCCACCACUCAACCGGCCAACCGUUUGGCUCUCAUACGGAGUUACCAACUGUCAUCAACACAAUCUUAUCUCGCUACUCUCGAGCGUCUACGUGCUCAGGACUCUUCGACAGUCCAUGCAGUCACUUUCCCCACCUUCUCAGCCCUGACCUCCAAGUCCGACACGUUGACUUUGCGGGAUGUGUUUCUGAAGAUGCUCAUGUGUACUCGCGGCGUGACGGGAGAAAAGGCCCUUGAGAUCCAACGACGAUGGCAAACCCCACGGCAACUGGUUGAAGCUUUCGAAGCUCUAGAAAGGAGCGACUCAAAGCUUAAGGAAACCAUGCUCUCUGACCAGAUGAAGACUCUGGUGGGAAGGAAGAAGAUCGCCAAAGUGCUAAGUAAAAAGGUCUCGGAGAUUUGGGGCGAGACAGGUGCAUAGACCAGGUGAGGCCAGGUCUUCACUUUGUUGCGGGAAUAACGAUACGGAACAGCGCUCAUGAGACGUUAUACAGAAGGGGUUCAUUUACAUAUUCCACGUGAAGCUCCCAGGAUCUACAUACGGUGAAGAGUUGAUAUUAGGCACAGAAUUACUGUCGAGCGUGGUACACAGCCCCGGAUUCUAACUGGCGAUAAUGGUCGACGAUCUCGAUCACUUAAACUGGGGAGAGAACUGUUAGGUUGUAUCCUAGUCCAGCAAAUACUAAUCGAGCACAGCGACUGAAUCUCGAAAAUAACCAUUCACUGCCGCCUCUACUUUAUCCAAAUCAAAGGUUGAAGGAGACUGUAUAAUUUCAAAACCUCCGAAUAGCUCCAAACCGAGUCCAGAAAACAACCAUGAAUUCCUGGUCAACACUAAGACCCGUAGCAAUGUGGAAGUCAACAGGACGCAUGAUGUGCUCUUUCUCGAGUAGAGUGUCAAUUAAGUCU
Monascus purpureus is the source of this 2291-nucleotide messenger RNA. Lineage: Eukaryota; Fungi; Ascomycota; Eurotiomycetes; Eurotiales; Aspergillaceae. The record is from the annotation of a GenBank genome assembly.